Messenger RNA from Coniosporium apollinis CBS 100218, 333 nucleotides. RefSeq lists its product as uncharacterized. The record is from RefSeq and is a predicted model, not a curated record. The transcript is spliced from 2 exons. Lineage: Eukaryota; Fungi; Ascomycota; Dothideomycetes. Bases 1 to 333 code for a protein of 110 amino acids.
AUGUCUUCCCCUCUACUUGACCUCCCGGGCGAAAUCAAGAACCUCAUCUACGAUCUUGUGGUGCCCGAGACCACCAUGCAUGUGGCUUCGUCUGGCGCAAUCACGGUGUUCUCCUGCGAUGAUGAACAAACACUUACCACUCCCGCAAAGGCGGCAGGCGCUGCCAAAGCUGCACGACCCGUACCUCUUGCACUCCAACAUGUGUGCAAAACGACACGGCGCGAGACCAUGGUGCACUUCUAUGCAAGGACGACGCUUAUUUUGAGCUCCCCAUCGGCGGCUAGAAUGUUCUUCCCGCGCGUGCCGCCCGCGCUCCUCGUCCGCAUUCCCUAA